AUGUUAAUAAGGUUAAUAGUUGUAUUGGUCGGUGACUCUGGCGUAGGUAAAACUACGUUAGUUUCUACUUUUGUCAAGGAGAAACCCGAUCUUGAAAUCACUUCAACGGUUUGUAUUGAAAUGCGUGUACAUGAGGUCGAAUUAAUAAAUUCUUCCUACGUCAAAUUAGAAAUUUGGGAUUCUGCUGGGUGUGAGAAAUACAGGUCUGUAGCUAAAAAUCAUUAUAAAAACGCUCUGGGAGCCUUAAUCGUUUAUAAUAUAACACAAAGAGAAUCAUUUACGAAUGUCGACAACUGGCUAAAAUUAAUUAGAGAGAACUGCCCAGAAGACGCGGUUAUUUACCUGAUUGGAAACAAAUUGAAUCGCAAUGAUAUAUUGGGAGAAGGUAGACCUUAA
Messenger RNA from Dermatophagoides pteronyssinus (European house dust mite), 396 nucleotides. Its product is annotated as ras-related protein RABA1b-like. NCBI's taxonomy places the organism in Eukaryota, Metazoa, Arthropoda, Arachnida, Sarcoptiformes, Pyroglyphidae. The record is from RefSeq and is a predicted model, not a curated record.